This is a messenger RNA of Diabrotica balteata, 1524 nucleotides long. The record is from the annotation of a GenBank genome assembly. Lineage: Eukaryota; Metazoa; Arthropoda; Insecta; Coleoptera; Chrysomelidae.
AUGAGGAGGUUUCUUCGCCCAACAAUUAAACUAACAAAAAAUGUGCACGCUAAAAAAUGCAAUCAUCAGGAAAUUCGAAAGAUAAGUACAAAACCCAGUUACUACCACUGCGUUGGAGAAGAGCCUCUAAGUCACUUAACAUUGGGACAGCUUUCAGAAAAGUCCAGUUACUGCUUUGGUGAUAGGACAGCAGUCGUGUCAUGCCAUCAAAAGAAAAAGCUGACGUUUCGAAGCCUUCUUGAAGAAGCUGACAGACUAGCCGCUGGUUUCUUGAAAUUAGGAUUUCAACCAGAAGACCGAAUAGGAAUAUGGGCUCCAAAUCUGGCAGAAUGGUAUAUAGCGUUUAUAGCAUGUGCCAGGGGGGGAUUUGUAAUGGUCUCGAUGAACCCAUUUUACCAAGCCAACGAAGCAGAGAAUUUGAUUAAACAGGUAAAGAUAAAAGGCCUUAUAUGUGGUGAUGUAUUUCGUAAACAAGAUUACUAUCAGAUAUUAAGAUCAAUUUGUCCGGAAUUAGAGAACAGUAAACCUGGUAAAAUCCAUAGUGAUAAAAUUCCUAGUUUGCGAACUGUUGUACAUAUAACGGAAGAAAACAAAAAAGGAACAUUUAAAUUUACUGAUAUACUAAACAUGGCUGAUGAAGAUACUAUAUUACAAAUUAAAAAACGCCAAAACAAAAUAAAAUUUGAUGGUCCUUGUAACAUUCAAUUUACAUCGGGCACCACAGGUAUGCCAAAAGCCCCUGUACAGAGUCACUUCAAUAUUGUUAAUAAUGGAUACUUCUGUGGCAAACGCAUAGGGCUGCAUCACAAACACCAUACAAUCUGCUUGCAAAAUCCAUUAUUUCACGUAUUUGGGACUAUAGCUACACUAAGUGCAGCUGUUGGUCACGGUGCUACAAUCGUUCUACCCAACGACGCAUACAAUCCAGAGAAAAAUUUAAAUGCUAUUGUACAAGAAAGAUGUACUGUGAUAUAUGGAACGCCUACGAUGUAUGUUGAUUUGGUGUCUCAACAAAGGAAACGUAAUGAAAACCUGAAAGCAGAACUGGCUCUAUCUGGAGGAGCAUUGUGCCCCCCAACAUUGUUUAAAGACAUGCUUGAUAUUCUUAAAGUAAAAACAGUAAAAUCUAUAUAUGGACUCACUGAAACAACAGCUUCCGUAUUUUUUUCCAUGAACAAAGAAAUCGAAUAUUAUGGCAGCCAUACUGUAGGAAGAGUUCAAGAUCAUUUAGAGGUAAAAGUAGUAGACAAGGAUGGCUAUAUUGUCCCAAUGGGUACUCCAGGUGAGCUGUUUGUACGCGGAUACACUACUAUGGUGGAGUAUUUUAAUAAUGAGGAGAAAACGAAGGAAGUGAUUGAUAAGAAUGGUUGGUUUAGGACAGGUGAUCAGUUUAUAUUGACGGAGGAUGGAUAUGGUAAAGUUGUGGGUAGAAUAAAAGAUAUGAUAAUACGUGGAGGCGAGAAUAUUUAUCCAAAAGAAAUAGAAGAAUUUUUAAUCACCCAUCCCGAAAUCAUUGAAGUACAG